Molecule: messenger RNA, 2604 nt
Organism: Ruditapes philippinarum (Manila clam)
Lineage: Eukaryota; Metazoa; Mollusca; Bivalvia; Venerida; Veneridae
Exons: 7
Coding region: 1-2604 (867 amino acids)
Source: RefSeq, a predicted model, not a curated record
AUGUUGAGACAAAAUUAUGCAAAAUUUCUCAUUGACUUUUACGUAUUGCCAAAGGACCCUACUCAACAGAAAAUUUUCCAGUCCGCGAGGAAACUGAAACAUCAACACGAUAUGAGUUUUAAGGAAUCAAUUCGGCAAUCCAUUAAACUAAGAAAAGAUCUGUUUGAGGUUCUAUGGCCCAGUCAUGACAUCAACAUUUCUAAUGAUGAAAACCAUGAAAACAAUGAGGAAGAAAAUGCACUGACCUGUUUCAAAAAUGCUGUAAUGGAAAGUGAGGAAUUGGACUCAGAUUUGUUUGCGAAUUGGGUGCGAGGCUCAAAAGGACUAGAAUAUUUACAGGAAGGUCUUCAAGAAUUUGUUGGAGAAAAGGUACUGCAAUGUCGUGAUAAUACUCUUAAAAAGGUAAUCUUGACAUUACCAUCUGGAUCACCACACAACAGUGCAACCAAUGUACGGAAAAUAAUCUUUCUCCAGAUCAUUUUCAACUCUACGAAGGCAUGUAGCAGACGCACAUGUUACCAAAACAGGCCACCAACUGUUUUGGAAGCAGACCAGUUGGACGAAGGAAAUGCCCUGAUGGCAUAUGUAGCGAGAGACACCCGAAAUAAAAUCUUACAUAGCUCAAAGCUUGAAAUCGAUGAAACAACUGUGUGUUCUUAUUUGGACGCGUUCAUUGUAGUUCUUCAAGAUCCAAAGUGUCUGAUUAACGAUGAGGCAUCAAAGAAAGCUGUUGAUAAACUAACACAGUUAAAAAACAACAAAAUACACAUAAGCCAAGGAGACAAAGUAUCACUUCUUCAGAUGAGAAAUAAGGCAUUAACCGAACUUGACGACAAAAUAGCAGAACAUUUGCGUAAACUCGAUGAGAAAGCAUUAGCUUUACGGUAUAAAUUAAAGCUAGAUGUUGAUGAGUUUAAGGAUUCUGCUUUGGCAGAUGUUGAGAACGCAGGUAUAUCGGUAAAGCAAUCACUAACUGUAGAGAAAGGGGUUGCCAUAUCUGACAUUGCCACAGCCAGGAAAGAGGGUAUACAUGACAUUGCUGGGAAGACUACUGAUGGUAUUUCUGAGAUAAAAGCAGUCGGGGGACAGGCAUUACAAGAAAUAUCCGAGGCAAAAAACGAUAUUGAUGGACAGAAAAGUGAAGCUAUAUCUGAAAUUUGUAAUUUAAAAAAAGACGUUUUAUCUGUAAUCACCAAGGCUGGUACAGAAGCAAAAGAAAAUUUUCUUGUUGGGGCUAGUGCUGCUAGGUCUGAUAUGAGCGGAAAAGUUGUUUUAAGAGAAUCCAUUUUCCAAAAAGUUCGUCGGAAGCUCAAAAAUGCGUUCAGUCCUUCAAGUUCAAAAUCACAUUUUAAGGUGUUGCCAAGCCAAUCAAAGAAAGACCUGAAGAAUGAACUUAUUACAUGGUACAACACCAAUAAGAGCACAGUUUGUCUUUCACCACUCACAGAUGCUUUCCCUACCCCUCUAGCCGGGUUCUACAUUAUGCCAGAAAUUGACAUACAGACUUAUUUGCCAGGUGGAAGGAAAGAAACAACUAGAGUCAAGUCGUUACAGGAUCUGUUUACAUGGGGUAAAAAAGUUCCACAAGAAAUAUAUUUAUCAGCGGUCGCUGGAUUUGGGAAAACGGCAUUUUCAAAAUAUCUUGCCUUGACAUGGUGUCAAGCUCAUCAAAAGGGUGAAAAUUAUAAGCAUUUUAAAGAAGAAGAGUUAAAAGCAUUAUCUAGCUUUGAGUUUUUAUUUAUGGUGGAAUUGAGAGAUUCAGCUAAAGUCUGUGAUGUCGACGACAUGAUUGAACAACAAGUCAUACAAUACCUUCCUUGCUCAUCUUCAAUGCCAAAAGGUCUAUUAAAGGACAUUCUACAUGAUGAAAAGUGUCUUGUUAUAUUAGAUGGACUAGAUGAAUGGACUCAUCCUGACAACAAUUGUACAAGACUUCCUAAAAGUAUUCCGCAUCGAUAUGCACGUGAAAAAUGUGUAAUCUUAACAACGACCCGCCCAUGGAAGCUUGGAAUGUCAAACUUGAAUCAAAUAGGCGAAACAGUAGAGCUAGUUAAACUAAAUGAAGACAAUAUCAGGAAGUUUAAUUGUAAUGCUAUGAAAAUGUUGAAUGUAAACCUUCAAGAUGGUGAACUGCAAAAUGAAGUGUGUAGAUUUGAAGAAGCAAUCAGUGACCAUGACCUUGAAGACAUGGAAUCCACCCCUCUUCUGUUACUCUAUCUUAUAUGUUUAUGGGUUGAAAAAAUUCCAAUAGGAAAUUCCGCAGUAGAAUUAUAUACAGGCAUUAUUCAACUCCUUCUAUCUAGAACAGAAAAGUUACAUGGAAAGUUUCAUUCAUCGUGUGAAAAGUCUCUGAGUUACAUUCCUGAUUGUUUCAGAAAACAUCAACAUUUUUGUAGUUACUACACGUUUCUGUUGACUAUUGGGGAACUAGCUUUUAAUACAUUGUUCAGUAAGAAAAAGGAGCACACAUUAGUUUUUGAUGAACAUGUUGCUGAAAAAUAUCUUAACCAAGAAGAUUUGAAAUUAAGUUGUCUAUCAGGAAUAUUAUCUGAAAUCAACUACCAGCAGCCAGUAAACUACAAACAUUUAAGUGUGGUCUUCUAG